AUGCCACGUAACUGCACAUUCGAGAUAGAUGACUUUGAAGAGGAAUGGCAGUACCCCGAGUCAUACCACUUCAGCUACAUCCAUGCCCGCAACCUGGUAGGCUCUAUAUCAGAUUAUGAUAAGUUCUUUGCACAGGCGUACGAAAAUCUGCUUCCUGGCGGAUAUCUCGAAGUGCAAAGUACCGAAGCAAACUUCUUUUCGGAUGACGGAACUCGGGAACGGGCAGUGACAGCCAACCUGUGGCAAAAAUUACUAGUAAAAGGGUAUCGGAAAUUUGGCAAACCGUUGAACGUCGAACAGACCUGGGCGGAAAAGAUGAGGGCAGCAGGAUUUGUAGACGUUGUUGAAGAAGUAAUUAAGGUGGGUAUGAUGCAGUUGGUGAUACACAAGGCUGGUGUUGUGCAAGUUGAGCUGAUCUUCCUAUGCAUAGGUGCCUGUGGGACGAUGGUCACCAGACCCAAAGAUGAAAGAGAUAGGUCACUAUCAAGCAAUGAAUAUUCAGGAGUGGCUGGAGUCUGGCUCAAUGGCAGUAUUUACCCGGGUCCUUGGUUGGACCAUGGAAGAGCUUGA
Trichophyton benhamiae CBS 112371 is the source of this 570-nucleotide messenger RNA. Its product is annotated as methyltransferase LaeA-like, putative. Bases 1 to 570 code for a protein of 189 amino acids. The transcript has a single exon. The record is from RefSeq and is a predicted model, not a curated record. Lineage: Eukaryota; Fungi; Ascomycota; Eurotiomycetes; Onygenales; Arthrodermataceae.